AUGGCGCAACUCGACACCCUCGAUUUGGUAGUCUUGGCAGUGCUGUUGGUGGGUAGCGUUGCCUACUUCACCAAAGGCACUUACUGGGCUGUUGCCAAAGAUCCCUAUGCCUCGUCAGGCCCCGCCCUAAAUGGCGCCGCCAAAGCCGGCAAGUCUAGGAACAUUAUUGAGAAAAUGGAAGAAACAGGCAAGAACUGUGUGAUCUUCUAUGGAUCGCAGACUGGAACCGCCGAGGAUUAUGCCUCUCGAUUGGCAAAGGAAGGGUCUCAGCGAUUUGGCCUCAAGACCAUGGUCGCUGACCUCGAGGAUUAUGACUAUGAGAAUCUGGACCAGUUCCCUGAGGACAAGGUUGCAUUUUUCGUUCUGGCCACGUACGGCGAAGGUGAGCCCACCGACAACGCCGUUGAGUUCUAUCAGUUCGUCACCGGCGAGGAUAUCGCUUUCGAGAGUGGCGCUUCCGCCGACGACAAGCCGCUGUCUUCUCUCAAGUAUGUCGCUUUCGGUCUGGGUAACAACACCUAUGAGCACUAUAAUUCCAUGGUUCGCAACGUGGACGCCGCUUUCCAAAAACUCGGUGCCCAGCGGAUCGGCACUGCUGGUGAGGGUGAUGACGGCGCUGGUACCAUGGAGGAAGACUUUUUGGCCUGGAAGGAGCCCAUGUGGGCGGCGCUGUCUGAAGCAAUCGGUCUGGAAGAGCGAGAAGCUGUGUACGAGCCCGUCUUCUCUGUCACUGAAGACGAGUCCCUGAGCCCUGAGGAUGAGACCGUUUAUCUCGGCGAGGCUACCAAGGGCCAUCUCGAAGGCACUGCGAAAGGCCCAUUCUCCGCCCACAACCCUUACAUCGCCCCGAUCGUUGAGUCACGCGAGCUGUUCACCGUCAAGGACCGUAACUGCCUGCACAUGGAAAUCAGCAUUGCUGGAAGCAACUUGUCUUAUCAAACCGGUGAUCACAUCGCUGUCUGGCCCACCAACGCUGGCGCCGAGGUGGAUCGAUUCCUCCAAGUUUUCGGCCUCGAAGGAAAGAGACACUCGGUCAUCAACAUCAAGGGUAUCGAUGUGACCGCCAAGGUGCCAAUCCCCACGCCUACCACAUAUGAUGCCGCCGUUCGCUACUACCUGGAAGUCUGUGCCCCCGUUUCCCGUCAGUUCAUCUCAUCUCUGGCCGCCUUUGCCCCCGACGAGGAGAGCAAGGCGGAAAUUGUCCGUCUCGGUAGCGACAAGGAUUAUUUCCAUGAGAAGAUCACAAACCAGUGCUUCAACAUCGCUCAAGCUCUUCAGAGCAUCACGUCCAAGCCGUUCUCCACUGUUCCAUUCUCACUGCUUAUCGAAGGCCUCACUAAGCUGCAGCCUCGCUACUACUCUAUCUCCUCGUCGUCUCUCGUGCAGAAAGAUAAGAUCAGUAUCACUGCGGUCGUGGAGUCUGUUCGUUUGCCUGGCGCCACUCAUAUUGUCAAGGGUGUGACCACGAACUACCUCCUCGCACUCAAACAAAAGCAGAAUGGUGAUCCCUCUCCUGAUCCUCACGGACUGACUUACGAGAUCAACGGUCCCCGCAACAAGUAUGAUGGUAUUCAUGUCCCCGUGCACGUGCGCCACUCGAACUUUAAGCUGCCAUCUGAUCCUUCUCGCCCUGUUAUCAUGAUCGGACCUGGUACUGGUGUCGCGCCUUUCCGUGGAUUUAUCCAGGAACGGGCUGCCUUGGCUGCCAGAGGUGAAAAGGUUGGCCCAACGGUUUUGUUCUUUGGCUGCCGCAACCGUAACGAGGAUUUCAUGUACCAGGACGAAUGGAAGACUUACCAGGAGCAGCUUGGAGACGCACUGAAGAUCAUUACUGCUUUCUCUCGUGAAUCUUCCCAGAAGGUGUAUGUCCAGCACCGCUUGAGGGAGCACGCCGAACUCGUCAGUGAUCUCCUCAAACAGAAGGCUACCUUCUAUGUUUGUGGUGAUGCGGCGAACAUGGCACGUGAGGUUAACCUUGUUCUUGGCCAAAUCAUCGCUAAGCAGCGCGGUCUGCCUGCUGAAAAGGGUGAAGAGAUGGUUAAGCACAUGCGCAGCAGCGGUAGCUACCAGGAAGACGUGUGGUCAUGA
Aspergillus saccharolyticus JOP 1030-1 is the source of this 2088-nucleotide messenger RNA. RefSeq names its product NADPH--hemoprotein reductase cprA (gene cprA). Gene Ontology annotation, molecular function: flavin adenine dinucleotide binding; FMN binding; NADPH-hemoprotein reductase activity. The record is from RefSeq and is a predicted model, not a curated record. Gene Ontology annotation, cellular component: cytosol. Bases 1 to 2088 code for a protein of 695 amino acids. NCBI's taxonomy places the organism in Eukaryota, Fungi, Ascomycota, Eurotiomycetes, Eurotiales, Aspergillaceae. The transcript has 2 exons.